UCCAAUGUAGUCAAAUUUAUCAAUCUUUUCAUUUAUGGUUAGUAGGUUUUGUUUCUUAUUUAAGAAAUCUUCCUGGGCAGCCAUCUUGUUCUUGCUGCACACUGGAGUUGGAAGACCUUCUCUGCUUCAGAUUAACCAACAGCACAAAUCAAGAAAAGUUAGCCAAACUUCCGGAUCAGGUCCAGAAUGGGGGCAAGGGUACAGCUCACAGAAAGAAGAUGGUACAAAGAACAGCUACAGCUGAUGACAAAAAGCUGGAGAAGAGCUACAAGCUGCCCGACAGCCAGGUCAUCACCAUCAGCAACGAACGGUUCCGGUGUCCGGAGGUGCUGUUCCAGCCUUCCUUCCUGGGCAUGGAAUCCUGUGGCACCCACAAGACCACCUUCAACUGCAUCAUGAAGUGUGAUGUGGACAUCUCCAAAGACCUGUACGCCAACACAGUGCUGUCCAGCGGCACCACCAUGUACCCAGACAUCACCAGCAGGAUGCAGAAGGCAAUCACUGCCCUGGCACCUAGCACCAUGAAGAUCAAGAUCAUUGCACCCCGAGAGCGAAAGUACUCGGUGUGGAUCGGCGGCUCCAUCCUGGCCUCAAUGUCCACCUUCCAGCAGAUGUGCACUAGCAAGCAGGAGUAUGACAAGUUGGACUCCUCCACUGUUCACCACAAAUGCUUCUAAAUAGACUGUGAGCAGAUGCAUAGCUUUUGCUGCAUGGGUUAAUUCAGAAGUAAAAAUUUGUCCCUGGCAAAUGCAUACAUCUCAUGCUAGCCUCACAAAUCUGGAAUAAGCCUUCGAAAAGAAAUUGUCCUUGAAGCUAGUAUCUGAUAUCAGCACUGGAUCAUAGAACUCGUUGCUGAUUUUGACCUUGUAUUCAAGUUAACUGUUCCCCUUGGUAUUUGUUUAAUACCCUGUACAUAUCUUUGAUUUCAACCCUUAGUACAUGUGGCUUGGUCACUUCGUGGCUGAGGUAAGAACAUGCUUGCGGAAGACAAGUCUGUGGCUUGGUGAGUCUGCGUGGCCAGCAGUCUCCGAUCUGUGCAGGGUAUUAAUGUGUCAGGGCUGAGUGUUCUGGGAUUUCUCUAGAGGCUGGCAAGGGCUCCUGAACCAGUUGUUUCUGUCCUUUCAAUC
Molecule: messenger RNA, 1127 nt
Organism: Pan troglodytes (chimpanzee)
Lineage: Eukaryota; Metazoa; Chordata; Mammalia; Primates; Hominidae
Product: actin, alpha skeletal muscle-like
Exons: 1
Coding region: 219-677 (152 amino acids)
Source: RefSeq, a predicted model, not a curated record